Molecule: messenger RNA, 2085 nt
Organism: Argiope bruennichi
Lineage: Eukaryota; Metazoa; Arthropoda; Arachnida; Araneae; Araneidae
Gene: Ubc6
Product: ubiquitin-conjugating enzyme E2 A
Exons: 5
Coding region: 190-684 (164 amino acids)
Biological process (GO): proteasome-mediated ubiquitin-dependent protein catabolic process; protein polyubiquitination; DNA repair
Cellular component (GO): HULC complex
Molecular function (GO): ubiquitin conjugating enzyme activity
Source: RefSeq, a predicted model, not a curated record
GAUUCCCGGAUUAUGACGUCACAUCAAGUCGAACUAUCGAGUUGAAACUAGAAAGGUGACAGGGUUAUUAACAAACUGUAUUUGUAUUGUAUUCAAUUUUUUAUAAUAGAUUUUUGGUUUUUAACUCCAGUUGCAUAGUGAUCACUUCCUAAAUUAAAUUCUGUGAGUAUAUUUUGAAAGAUUAAAAUAAUGUCUACUCCUGCUCGGAGACGACUAAUGCGUGAUUUUAAAAGGCUUCAAGAAGAUCCUCCAGCUGGUGUAAGUGGUGCUCCAACUGAUAAUAAUAUUAUGAUAUGGAAUGCUGUUAUAUUUGGACCUCAUGAUACUCCGUUUGAAGAUGGUACCUUUAAGCUAACGCUAGAAUUUACUGAAGAGUACCCUAAUAAACCUCCUACAGUGCGAUUUGUAUCUAAAAUGUUUCAUCCAAAUGUAUAUGCAGAUGGUAGUAUUUGUUUGGACAUUCUUCAAAACCGGUGGAGUCCUACAUAUGAUGUAUCUGCUAUUUUGACAUCUAUACAGUCUCUAUUGGAUGAGCCAAAUCCUAAUAGCCCUGCAAAUAGUCUAGCUGCUCAGCUUUAUCAAGAAAAUCGCCGAGAAUAUGAAAAGAGGGUUGCAACCAUUGUGGAACAGAGCUGGUUAAAUUUUAAUGAUGACGAAGAAAAGGAACCAAAGAAAGAUUCUUAGAAAUAACCCUUUUUAGCCCUUCGCCAGUGGAGGAAAGAUUUCCAGUGGUGUCCGCACUUAGUGCUCGUUUGUAUGGGUGUGGCCUUGUGUGCUUUGCAAUGAACACGUCAAAACUUUUAUGCCGUACGUGACCACGUUGCAGGUGACUGCAAGGUCGUGAAUUGUGUUAUGUAUAUGUAUUUUGUUUGCAAUGUGAAAAAAAAAAUUACCUAAAAACCCAGCUUAUACUUUUUAUAUAUAAUAAGGUAUGUUAAAGUACCCUAUAUUUCUCCCAAACAUUUUAGGAUACUCAUCAAUUUGUAUAUUGUGUUGUAUUGUUCAAUAUUAGUGGAAAUUGUUAUCUAAAUUUUUUUUAUUUAAAGAGAAAGGAAUCCUGUACACACCAAUCAUUGUAUAUUUUAUUUCUUGAACAUUUUUGGUUCCUUUUGUCAUUCAUACUUUUACAUUAUAGGAAAAAAAAUUUGUAGUAAAUUAAUUUGUCUUUUUAAAAAAAGUACUGCUCCAGGUUUACUCGUUCUAGACUAGCAUCUUUUGUUUCUAACUUUUUUAAAGUUAGACCUAGUGUUAUAGAAAUUAGAGUUCUGAGUUUCGUGGACAAAUACGCUGGAAAUGCAGUCAGAAAUGGCUGUUAACUGUUGUGCAUAUUGUAGAGUAACACCGUGCAAUCGAGUACCUAUAUACCUGUGCUUUCAACAAAGACUUUUACUCUUGAAAUACUCUUUUCGUGUACUCCAGCAACAAUGCAUGAUCAGUUUUUGAAAAUGGCACUCUUUUAUGACACCUUAGCCUGGAUUUAAAUUAGUAUCAAUUUCCCACAACAAAAUUGGAUCUAAAUUUAUUUUUCUCUUCAAGCAUGUAUUAAUUGUUCUCAAAUUUCUAAAUGUAUAUUGGUAACAUGUAGACAAAUUCUCAUCAUAUAUAUUCUUUUUCAUGAAGUGUGUACAGUAUGAAAACAUUUUCCAGUAUUAAUACACUCAAGGCAACAGAAUUUGUUAAAUGACAGUAUCAUUUGCUGUAUAGAAGCUAAUGCAGAUAAAUGCUUGUACAGAAAAUCAUGGGUAUCCAAUUGUAAAUUUAGAGGUGAAUGUGGGAAAAAGUAAAUAAAGCUGUUUGCUUGUUAUCAAAUCUUAAUUCAUUCAAGCUCGAAAUGUGGACACUUUUUUCUAAAGAUGUUCAAAUUCCAGACAAUACAGUUGGUUCCUGACUGGUUGUUUAUUCUCUUUAGCAUUUUGUAAUCAUUUUAGGUUAGUUGGGCAAGUCAUGUUCAAUAUCGUGAGUACACCUGGAGAUUGUUUUGUGCAGUUUGAUUUAAAGCACUACUAUUUGUGUGGUUCACAUUUUGAUUUUUAAUUCUUUUGUUUUUAUGUAAUUGAAUUAAUAAAAUCUCUUUCUGCAAAAUAA